Molecule: messenger RNA, 2608 nt
Organism: Cryptomeria japonica (Japanese cedar)
Lineage: Eukaryota; Viridiplantae; Streptophyta; Pinopsida; Cupressales; Cupressaceae
Product: cadmium/zinc-transporting ATPase HMA2
Exons: 11
Coding region: 240-2531 (763 amino acids)
Biological process (GO): monoatomic cation transport
Cellular component (GO): membrane
Molecular function (GO): ATPase-coupled monoatomic cation transmembrane transporter activity; metal ion binding; ATP hydrolysis activity
Source: RefSeq, a predicted model, not a curated record
UGCCGUAAAUGGUCGGUGAUUUGACUCUGUUUUCUUAUUAAUUUAUGGCUUUCAGCGCUGGCAAAAUUUGCAACUCUAUCAACGUUUACUAUUCAUUAUUGGGCGGGCAAAUGCAUAUAUUUCUGUUUGUUUAGCUUAAAUCUAGGUUUGUCUGGAGCAGGACAAUUUCAAGUGUCCUGCCUAGAAUCUUUGGUCAGAGUGCAAGGUUUAAAACAAAAUUUUGGAAUAUCUAAUCUGGGAUGAAGGGCGGAGGAGAUUACCCUGAUCUGCAGAAGACUACUUUCGACGUGUUAGGUUUAUGUUGCCCUGCUGAGGUGUCUCUCAUCGAAAAACUUCUGAAUCCUCUGGAGGGAAUAGAACGGGUGUCUUUAAAUCUUUCUUUGAAAACAGUAACAGUUCUGCACAACCCAUGUUUGAUAUCUUCAGCACAGAUAGCUAAGGCUCUGAACAAGGAAAGGCUAGAUGCAAGCAUUCAAGUAUCUGGGCAAAUAAAAAGCGGUGAAAAAUGGCCCAGUCCCUACACUCUGGCUUCUGGUGUUUUGCUUGGAAUAUCUUUCUUCAAGUAUUUCUACAGCCCUUUAAAAUGGGCGGCUUUAGGAGCCGUAGCUGUGGGCCUUCCACCAAUAGUACUGAAGAGCGUUGCGGCUCUCCGGAGUUUUGUAUUGGAUAUCAAUGUGCUUAUGUUUAUUGCAGUGGCCGGUUCCAUCGGUUUGGGAGAAUUAUCAGAAGCCGGCUCUAUUGUUUUUACGUUCACCCUGGCGGAGUGGCUAGAGUCUAGAUCUAGUGAUAAGGCGCGAGCAGCCAGAGGAUCUGUUAUGAACUUAGUUCCCCAAACAGCCGUUAUAGAAGAAAGUGGCCAGAAAGUCUCUGUUCAGGAUGUGGAAAUAAACACUGUGAUCGCUGUGAGGGAAGGAGAGAUUAUACCCAUAGAUGGGACUGUCAUGUCAGGGAGGAGCUCGGUAGAUGAAAGCAGUUUAACAGGGGAAUCCCUGCCUGUGGAGAAAGAAUCCGGGGCAAAUGUCUGGGCCGGUACCACGAAUCUUACAGGCUACCUGAGCGUAAAAACUGUGGCAUUAGCAUCAGAGUCUGCAGUGUCGAGAAUGAUAAAACUUGUGGAAGAUGCGCAGAACCAACGGUCUCGUACAGAUCAAUUCGUACAACAUUUUGCAAAGUACUAUACACCAGCUGUGGUGUUGAUGGCUGCAGGAAUAUCAGCGGCAGCACUCAUUCAUGGCCAAAAUGAACACCAUUGGCUGUACUUAUCUUUGGUGCUCCUGGUGACUGCUUGUCCCUGCUCAUUGGUCAUAUCAACUCCAGUUGCUACAGCUUGUGGUUUGGCAAAAGCUGCCAGAAUGGGCCUCCUAAUCAAAGGUGGAAACUAUCUGGAAGCCUUGGGAAGGCUAGAAGCAAUAGCUUUUGAUAAAACUGGAACAUUAACACAAGGAGAAUUCAGUGUGGUAGACAUGCAUGUCCUAGAUGACAGCAUAGACAGACAUAAGAUACUUCACUGGAUGUCAAGUCUUGAAUCCAAAUCAAGCCAUCCAAUGUCAGCUGCUGUUGUAGCCUAUUGUCGUGAACAAAAUAUUGAACCAUCAGCAGCUGUCACAGAAUUUCAGUCGCUCGAAGGAGAAGGAAUCUUCGGUAUUAUUGAUGAGCAUAGAAUUCAUAUCGGCAAUGCUCGAUUAUCCACUCGGCUAAAAUGGGUUCAAGAUGUAUCAAAUUCAUGGCAUACCCGAGGACCAACUGUGGGAUAUAUGGGUGUAAAUGAGAGACUUGUAAUAAUCUUUAGUGUUGCUGAUAAAGUCCGCGUUGAAGCAGCUGAAGCUGUAAAAGAUCUCAAGAACUUAGGAAUCCAAUUGUCUAUGCUCACCGGGGAUACCGCUGCUGCAGCUGAAAUCAUUCAAAGACAGGUGGGUGAGAUUACAGUCUAUUCACAGCUACUCCCAGAAGACAAGGUAAAGAUAAUCGAAGAGCUAAAAGAGAAGGGCAUUACUGCAAUGGUGGGAGAUGGAAUUAACGACGCACCAGCUUUGGCUGCAGCAGAUGUGGGAAUAGCUAUGGGUGUGGCAGGUUCUGCUGUCGCCAUGGAAACAUCUGACAUAGCUCUCAUGUCCAAUGACAUUAGGAAAAUUGCCCAAGCAGUCAAACUGGGGAGAAAGUCUCUAGAAAAAAUAUACUUGAAUGUUGCUAUCUCCAUAAUUGCAAAGGCUGCUAUAUUUGGUCUUGCUUUCACAGGACAUGCCCCGUUGUGGGUGGCAGUGGUUGCAGACAUGGGAACUUGCUUGGUUGUAACAUUCAAUAGCAUGCUUCUCUUGGGUACCCAGAAAUUUGAUAGUGAAAAUAGCACAGACCAAAUUUCUGAUGAUAGAAAUAGCAGAAACCAAAUUUCUAAGAAUGAUUUACCUGCAGCAAACACGUCGAGUGGAUGUCGUUGUUGCAAGAAUCAAAUUCGUAGUGGAGAAAGUGAUGAGAUUGUUGUUGAAGUUAGAACACCAUUGCUGGAACAAAAUCAAUGCAACAAGGAAUGCUAAUUGAUUUUGAUGAUAAAUAGUAUUGAAAGAUUUAUCUUUGCUUUAUUUAGAGGAUAAAUAUAUUAUGUCUUACAUCU